This is a messenger RNA of Carlito syrichta (Philippine tarsier), 4476 nucleotides long. It is a transcript of the gene RHOBTB1, whose product is annotated as Rho related BTB domain containing 1. NCBI's taxonomy places the organism in Eukaryota, Metazoa, Chordata, Mammalia, Primates, Tarsiidae. The record is from RefSeq and is a predicted model, not a curated record. Gene Ontology annotation, cellular component: cytoplasm. Gene Ontology annotation, biological process: proteasome-mediated ubiquitin-dependent protein catabolic process; regulation of proteolysis; small GTPase-mediated signal transduction. The coding region runs from base 675 to 2405 and encodes 576 amino acids. Gene Ontology annotation, molecular function: GTP binding; GTPase activity; ubiquitin protein ligase binding. The transcript has 13 exons.
AGAAGAGAUAAGAAUCUGGGCUGGACGUGCCAACCAACACUGGGGUCUCCUGAAAGUGGGCGCAGCAUGUGCAGCUCCUCAUGUCCGGCCCUCAGGUUUUGUAACAACCAAGAAGCACAUGAAACAGGCCUCUUCAUCAAGCAUUCUUGACUAAGUUUUGAAAAUGGAAUUGAAGCUUACUUUCCCCCUUCAUAUGGUAAGUCCAGCUGUGAGCAGGGUGUUCUGUUCUUCACUUCCAGCAAGCCAGAGGUUUAUAAAUGGACACUGACAUGGACUACGAAAGACCCAACGUUGAAACCAUCAAGUGUGUGGUCGUGGGUGACAAUGCCGUGGGGAAGACACGCUUGAUCUGUGCCAGAGCGUGUAACACCACACUCACACAGUAUCAGCUGCUGGCCACCCACGUACCAACAGUGUGGGCGAUUGACCAGUACCGCGUCUGCCAGGAGGUCUUGGAGCGUUCCCGGGAUGUUGUUGAUGAAGUGAGCGUUUCCCUCAGGCUUUGGGAUACUUUUGGUGAUCAUCACAAAGAUAGGCGCUUUGCAUAUGGCAGGAUGUUUUGACAGUUUUCCCCACAUAACAUCUGUACUUAAGAAGCCUCACGCUAUUGGUCUGAUGUUGUGGUCCUCUGUUUUUCCAUCGCUAAUCCCAAUUCCCUAAAUCAUGUGAAAACGAUGUGGUAUCAAGAAAUCAAGCACUUUUGCCCUCGAACACCCGUUGUCCUCGUUGGGUGCCAGCUCGAUCUCCGCUACGCUGAUCUGGAAGCUGUUAAUCGAGCCAGGCGCCCGUUAGCAAGGCCCAUAAAGAGAGGGGAUAUUUUGCCCCCAGAAAAAGGCCGAGAGGUAGCAAAGGAGCUUGGUAUACCGUACUAUGAAACUAGCGUAUUUGACCAGUUUGGAAUCAAGGAUGUGUUUGACAAUGCAAUCCGGGCAGCACUAAUUUCCCGCCGGCAUCUGCAGUUCUGGAAAUCCCACUUAAAGAAAGUCCAGAAACCUUUACUUCAGGCACCCUUCCUACCUCCAAAAGCCCCUCCUCCUGUCAUCAAAAUUCCAGAGUGUCCUUCCACAGGGACAAAUGAAGCUGCCUGUUUACUGGACAAUCCUCUGUGUGCCGAUGUCCUGUUCAUCCUUCAGGACCAGGAACACAUCUUUGCACAUCGAAUUUACCUCGCUACCUCUUCUUCCAAAUUUUAUGAUCUGUUUUUAAUGGAAUGUGAAGAAUCCCCAAAUUGGGGUGAAGGAGUUUGUGAGAAAGAGAAGCAGAGCAGGGAUUUCCAGGGGUGGACACCAAGUGGUGACCCAGAUGAGGAAAGGGAGGAAGGCCCCCCCAGGGCGCCUCAGGCCGAGCUGUGCAAAUCUCCAAGCAAGAGCCUUUUGGAGACAUCAGGACUGGAAGCCGAGGCUGUGGCUCCUGAGAUGCAGACGUUGUCAGGCUGGAGUAAAGGGUUCGUUGGCAUGCACAAGGAAAUGCAAGUCAAUCCCAUCUCAAAGCGGGUGGGCCCAGUGACUGUGGUCAGGAUGGACUUGUCUGUUCAGCCAGGCCCUUUUCGAACCCUGCUCCAGUUUCUUUAUACAGGACAACUGGAUGAAAAGGAAAAGGAUUUGGUGGGCCUGGCUCAGAUCGCAGAGAUCUUAGAGAUGUUUGAUCUGAGGAUGAUGGUAGAAAACAUCAUGAACAAGGAAGCCUUCAUGAACCAGGAGAUUACAAAAGCCUUUCACGUCAGGAAAGCCAAUCGGAUAAAAGAAUGUCUCAGCAAGGGGACGUUCUCAGAUGUGACAUUUAAAUUGGAUGAUGGAGCCAUCAGUGCCCACAAGCCGCUGCUGAUCUGUAGCUGUGAGUGGAUGGCUGCCAUGUUUGGAGGGUCAUUCGUGGAAAGCACCAACAGUGAGGUGUUUCUCCCGAACAUAAACAAGACAUCAAUGCAAGCAGUAUUGGAUUAUCUCUACACCAAGCAGUUGUCUCCUAACUUGGAUCUGGACCCGCUAGAACUAAUUGCCUUGGCAAACAGAUUUUGCCUGCCACACUUGGUUGCACUUGCAGAGCAACACACCGUACAAGAGUUGACCAAGGCCGCGAUGAGUGGCAUGGGCAUCGACGGGGAAGUGCUCUCUUAUUUGGAAUUGGCCCAGUUUCACAAUGCCCACCAGUUGGCCGCGUGGUGUUUACACCACAUCUGCACCAACUACAACAGUGUUUGCUCCAAGUUCCGCAAGGAAAUCAAGUCAAAAUCUGCAGACAACCAGGAAUACUUUGAGCGGCACCGCUGGCCCCCCGUGUGGUACCUGAAGGAAGAAGACCACUACCAGCGUGUGAAAAGGGAGCGAGAGAAGGAAGAUAUUGCACUAAAUAAACAUCACUCGAGACGAAAGUGGUGCUUCUGGAAUUCAUCUCCAGCGGUCGCCUGAAGAGGAAGAGGAAAAAAGCAACCAGUCAUCUGAUAUGCCACUUUUAAAAGCACUACUGUAAAAUUAGUCUUCUUAUUAGAGAUACGAUAUAGUUCAGGUUUCAGGCACUGACCUUCCUCCACUUUUGUGCAUUUAUCUUUGUUAGGAUCAAAGCACAAGCUCACCAUCCAUGAGCCUGGACAAAAAGGGAAGCCGACUCCCACUGCAUUCCUUAAACUGAUAUGUCUAUUUUUUUGUUAGGAGGCUUCAUAAACUUUAGUCUGUUAUUUUGUUUCUUUUUAUACAAAGAAAAAAAAUUCAGCUUUCAUGUUUCUGAUUCCAAAUUGGAAAAUAUUUUUAUAUGGUCUCUUGUAUUUUGUUGAAAUGAAAAUACUAUGUAUUACUUUAUUUUACAGGCCACAGUUGACUCUGAAGUCACCCUGGGAUUCUCUUUGCCCACAUGACCACCGAGCAUUAAUACGUAACUAGAGGGUUAUCCGUUUAUUGUGAAAGAAAGGACAGGAUGGGACUGAAGUCCCCCAAAGUGCAAGUUGGAGAGUGUUUAAUCUUUGUUCUGCUAAAAUCACAUCAGUAUAAUUACCAAGUCAACUCCAAGAAUGCGUAUUCACAAUAUUUGCCAUGUACAAGUGCUAGUAAUUAUAUGGUUAUAUGUGUGCCAUGUAAAAUAUAGUGAUUCAAAUAUUGUUGUUUAAAAUGACUAGAUUCAAGAGGAUAAUCUUUGUAAUCAUUAGAAGGGCUUAUUAAAUCCCAGCAUUAUCCAGGGCAAACUCACUGGUGGACCUGAAUAAGUAAGAUCCCAUUAGAGCACAGGUGUUCAGAUUGCUAUGUUAGGGUUAUGUCUUUCAGUAUUCCUUGAUCUGACCAUGCGUCUGCAUGCAGAUUCUCCACUGACUUGAAUUGAGAUGGGCAAGGGAAAGAUCUCUGGACUCGGUCCCACCAUCUGCAGGUUUGUCCCAUCUCACCACCAGAACCAGGCUUCCUCAGGUCUCUCACCUGUGGCCAACUUCACUUUCUAAGACCCAUCUUUUUAACCCUUUCCAGGGAAAAUCCAUGCUGCUGCAGAGGUAGGCUAAGGCAGACCACCCACUCCUGCUGAAAUGCAUUGGGGGCCUGUGAAAGCACCAAGCUGGAGGCCAGGGGGCCUGCGUUCUCCAACACAGAAAGGAAUCUAAUUCCAAGCGUCUAGGAAAUGGUGCUAUUGUGAGUUAGUUCUGAUCCUUUGUCCUUCUGAGUUUUCAGUGUUACAUUAGAAAGUGUGAGAGCAGGGGAGUGUUCCUGAGGCAGUCAAUCUUUGCUUCUCUGGAAGUUAAAAUGUUACAACACACACACACACACACACACACAGAGAGAGAGAGAGAGAGCAUUUUAAGGCCACAGCUCCAUACCUGCUGGGGAUGUUCUGAGGUGAGGCCUGGGGCUCAUUCUGUUGGGAGGUCAAUUCACUGAUGCUAAGGGCUGUUGAUUUUGUUUUAACUUUUUUUUCCCUAGCUUUUAGAAGACAGAAAAGAGGCAGUUGAGUCCAAACCCCAGUGCUGACUGCCAUAUGCAUCUGAAAAUUUGUCUAGAUUGCAGAGGGGUAUUUAUCACUGGCAGUGGAAAUACACUAGAUACAAAAGCUUGGAGAGGCCCAGAAAUCCAUCACCAUCUCAUGACAAAAGAGGAGGUGGUAGAGUAGGAACAGUUAUACACGCAUCCACCUUAAUUUUUUCAGUAGGGUUGUAAGUCAUUAAUGGAGAAGAAAGGAGACAGAAUGAGAGGAUAAAUGUCAAGGCUCAGGAAGACUUGGCGUGUAUCCCGUCGUAACAUGGUAGAUAGAGGUUGAGUUUUGAAUGAGUAGUCAUAGUUGAAUUUUUACAACCAAAGCUCCCAUUUGAUUGUGAUCUUGCCAAAAUGUGAUGGACACAUAAAUGAACUUGGGAUAUAAGCAAUAAAUAUUCACUAGUGUUGUUAUCAGCUACUAUAACCAAGUGGCUGGUUCAUUUGGUUGAUGCUGAUUAUGGCCUUUAACCAUGGUGAUUUGUUGUGUGUUUUUUAUUUCACAAAAAGCCAAUAAAAUUGUUUAGCUAUAAAA